Messenger RNA from Glycine soja, 1655 nucleotides. Its product is annotated as probable UDP-3-O-acylglucosamine N-acyltransferase 2, mitochondrial. The record is from RefSeq and is a predicted model, not a curated record. The coding region runs from base 270 to 584 and encodes 104 amino acids. The transcript is spliced from 9 exons. Gene Ontology annotation, biological process: lipid A biosynthetic process. NCBI's taxonomy places the organism in Eukaryota, Viridiplantae, Streptophyta, Magnoliopsida, Fabales, Fabaceae.
ACUACUUUUGGUCUUAUGCAACCAAGUGCGAUGACGAUGACUAUGGCUGUAAGGAGGGUACUUGGCUUUGCUUAAAAAAAAACCCCUUUUCUGAAUCUCAAUCAAAAUGCAAACUUGCGCCAUAUUCUCCCUUCUCCUCGUCAUAUCUCCGCAUUUUCAGGUAUAAUGUCGCACUUAGUAAUUUCUGUAUAGGUGAUUCAUGUGUAAUCCACAAUGGAGUCUGCAUUGGUCAAGAUGGAUUUGGAUUUUACGUGGAUGGUGAUGGUAAUAUGAUAAAGAAGCCUCAGAUGUUGAAUGUAAUAAUUGGGAACAAUGUGGAAAUUGGUGCAAAUACCUGCAUUGAUAGAGGCAGCUGGCGAGAUACAGUUAUUGGGGACAAUUCAAAAAUAGAUAAUUUAGUUCAGCAUAGGAGAUUAUGUGACUACGGAAGGAAGGGUAGCAGUACGAGAUCAUUUAUCCAUCAUAUCAAAGCAAGUUGUGUAACCAAGGACAUCAAAGAGCCUGGGGACUAUGGUGGCUUUCCAGCUGUUUUAAUUCACCAAUGGCGGAUACAAGUUGCCAGUAGAUGUCAGACUCUGGGGUAGAAGCAAGGAUAUGUCCCAUGUACAGUGGAAGCAAGAAUCUUUCUAGGUACUGUAGGGAAAGUAAAGGAAGGGAGGGGAAAAAACCAAUGAAGGAGAUUAGGUCAGUGCCUUAUUUUGAACCUUCCUAGUUUGUUGGAAUUACGGCUAAGUGGGUACUUUUUCUUCUUACGUGAGAGCUUCCCAUCGGAAUCAAUUGGUAGAAUACCUUUGAGUUGUAACCCGUGGAACUUGCUCUUAAUUCCCCAUGUCUUGUAUCGGUAUCUUGUGAUCAAAGCAACUUUUAACUCUGUGGUUGCAUUUGAGAUGGCACUGAAGAGAGGUUUGAAUGGUCGAGGUUUGGCAUUAACAGUAUCAGAUACAUCCCGGGUGUUGCCAGUUCCUUGAUGGAAUGGGACUAUAGUUGUCUCCCCCACCUCGUCCUCAGGCUCCCCAUAUAAGAAACUUAAAAUCGUUUUGUCAUAGUAAAUGCUCGAGUCCUUGUUUGGGUUUUCAAUUUGAAGGCUGUAAAAGAUGGUGCAGUUUUCACUUGAGUUGGAGGGAUGUUGUAUGGAGAUGAACAUAAUGGAGUAGGAGGGGUUCUUGGGACGUAAGGCCAGCCACAGGCACAGAACAAUAAGGCCUAAGAGGCCUAUAACUUUCAGGGGCCAUAUGUAGAGACUCUUGCCUUCACACAUCCUUGACAAAAAUGAUUGAUAUUUCAUUAAAGUGUUGUGAAAGGGUUGAUGAAGUAUGAGCCAGGGAAGAAUAUAUGCAUUACUUAAGCACGCGGGAAUGCUUACAACUUUCAUUUAUCGUUGCAUUGGUAAUUUAUGAAAAAGAGAGAUCAGCUUCAUAAAGGAAACAAAGGCCCUCUUCGAUACAACCCUGCAGGUGUUGGACUUUCCUUUUGGGCCCCAUGUAUGUCGGGUCUGAAUGCUGUUUCGUGUCAAAUAAAUAUGCACCAAUUCUUGCAUUCAUACAGCUGCGUAUUAAUUUACAUUUUUAUGCGUUAUAAAUUAAUUGGGUUAGGAGUUUUAGUUAAUUCGUAUGCAUAUUAGUUAUACCAAUUAUUUUUUUUUAUUUUUUGGAUAA